This is a messenger RNA of Musa acuminata subsp. malaccensis (wild Malaysian banana), 940 nucleotides long. RefSeq lists its product as uncharacterized. The record is from RefSeq and is a predicted model, not a curated record. Lineage: Eukaryota; Viridiplantae; Streptophyta; Magnoliopsida; Zingiberales; Musaceae.
GAUUGCUAGUUCCUGACGGGUUGACAAUUCCUCCUCUUCAAAGCAUAAUGUUCUCCUGGAUGUGAACAAUGAAGUUGAAUAAUGACAUCACUGAUUGAGGAGGAAGUUGCGGAAGUGUGUCCGACUUGAAGUCCUCAACUACUGGGAAGUUUUUGCCUCUCCUGCAAAAUUUGAGUGGAUAAGAAGAAGAGUACGAAAUGGCAGCGUUGUCGCCAUCUUUUCCCGAAGCCGCCAACGCUCUCCCUCUCUCUCUGGUCUUCCCACUUGUGCAUCAGACCCUGUCGUUUCUCCGAGUAUAAAGCACUCUGUCUUGACACCAGCUUCACAUGUCACGGUCUCCCACGCAGCCAAGUCCUUCUCCUCCUUGUGCUUUCUUCGUCUUCUCCCAUGACCUCUCACGGGGUGGCCCUGGCCACGGCCGUGGCCGUCUCCGGUACCGUCAUCCUCAUCGCCCUCUGCCGCCAGAAGCCCUUCUCCGUCUCCGCUGGAGCCGGCGCCGCUGCCGCCGAUAGGAACUCGACUCCCCCUUGGCAGCACCUGCGGUCCUGCAUCUCCUCCUCCGGGAAGACGGGAAACAGAACGAAGAAGCAGCAGCAGCGGAAGAAGAGAGUCCAGUUCGCAGCGGAAGUGGCGGAGUUCAGCUGCAGUGAGCCCCCGGCGGCGGAAGAAGAAAACCAGGAGCAAGAGGCGGCGGAGGAGGAGCGGCCGCGGGCGCCGCCAGGGAUGCCGGCGAACAGGGUGGCCCUGUACAACGGCAUGCUCCAAGAUCGGCUCAUGCAGCGGAUGGCCUGCUGUUACUGAUCCCUCGAUCGCGUCUGUAACCCCUUCCACGGUCAAACUCUCUCUCUCUCUCUCUCUCUCUCUCUCUCUCUCUCUCUCUCACCUUGUAAUUAGCCAUCAAGCUUCUCGUGAGGAAGAAGAAAUUGAACUGGAUUGCUCA